Molecule: messenger RNA, 1025 nt
Organism: Durio zibethinus
Lineage: Eukaryota; Viridiplantae; Streptophyta; Magnoliopsida; Malvales; Malvaceae
Product: V-type proton ATPase 16 kDa proteolipid subunit
Biological process (GO): proton transmembrane transport
Cellular component (GO): proton-transporting V-type ATPase, V0 domain
Molecular function (GO): proton-transporting ATPase activity, rotational mechanism
Source: RefSeq, a predicted model, not a curated record
GCUCGUUUUGGACUACAAAGAUUUGGUGGCUGAUUUUCUUCCGCUCCUCCUUUCUUACACCGCGGCAACAAAAACCCAGAGACAAAGAGAUCAAAAACUAUCGAGACAAAACAGUUGUCGAUUCGUUUUUCCUCAGAUCUAAACGACGCCGCUUCUAAGAUCCACUAAAUCCAUAUGUCUUCUACUUUCAGCGGAGAUGAAACGGCACCGUUCUUCGGCUUCCUCGGCGCCGCUGCUGCUCUCGUCUUCUCCUGUAUGGGAGCUGCAUAUGGGACAGCAAAGAGCGGUGUGGGUGUGGCGUCGAUGGGUGUGAUGAGGCCUGAGUUGGUGAUGAAAUCUAUUGUUCCAGUUGUUAUGGCUGGUGUCUUGGGUAUUUAUGGAUUGAUUAUUGCUGUUAUUAUUAGCACUGGGAUCAAUCCUAAGGCCAAAUCGUAUUACCUUUUCGAUGGUUAUGCCCAUCUUUCAUCCGGUCUUGCUUGUGGCCUUGCUGGGCUUUCUGCUGGAAUGGCAAUCGGAAUUGUCGGUGAUGCUGGUGUCAGAGCUAAUGCACAGCAGCCAAAACUUUUUGUUGGAAUGAUCCUUAUCCUCAUAUUUGCUGAAGCUUUGGCUCUUUAUGGCCUUAUCGUCGGCAUCAUCUUGUCUUCUCGAGCUGGCCAAUCCAGAGCAGAAUAAGAUGCUCGCAAGGCUGUUUAGUAUUCUUUUAUAGCUCAUCCGUAUCACUGUACGGGAAAUAGUAUCGAUUAUGCUCAGGUUAAUCAUGAUUGGACAGCGAAUUCGCAUUAAUAUGGAUGAAAGCAAGUACUUGAGCAGUCAUUCGGUGGUUGCUCUUUCCUCUUUGUAGAAGUGGAAUUGCGUUUCUCUUAAUAAUUAUGUCUUGAUGCAUUUCAUGUUUGAUUUUUGUUUGUCAAUGUAUCUCGCAGAAGUUGAAACUACGAAUGAAGUUUAAUGUUGGAGAUAAUGCAUUUAGGAUCCAAAUUUUUCUGACAUUAUUUCCUUGUGAGCUUAUAUAGAUGGUCGCUUCCUGU